Molecule: messenger RNA, 1208 nt
Organism: Neocloeon triangulifer
Lineage: Eukaryota; Metazoa; Arthropoda; Insecta; Ephemeroptera; Baetidae
Exons: 9
Coding region: 116-1093 (325 amino acids)
Biological process (GO): protein dephosphorylation
Molecular function (GO): protein tyrosine phosphatase activity
Source: RefSeq, a predicted model, not a curated record
GCACCUUCAAUUCAAGUCAUGGUCUGAUUGGGAUUUGCCGCUCAAUCACCAGGCUGUGGCUGAAUUCAUACAAAAAAUUGACAUUGAUUGUCACAAUAAAGGGCCCAUUCUACUCAUGUGCAGUUCAAAAAUCAGCAGGGUCGGAAUUUUGCUCUUCGUCCACAUUUGCCUGGAAAUGAUGGACAAGAAUCAGUCUUUUGAUCCAGAAUAUGUUUUGUCGAUCAUGUUGAAGCAGAACUUUUACCUUAUGUGGUCACAUAAACUAUACACUUUUGCAAACUUGGUUCUUUUGGAAUAUUUUACUGCCAACAAUGCAGUUCCAUGUGCAGAUUUUGCAGAUUACUAUAAAUCUCUUAAGGGGGAAGAGUCUGUCCAAGAGGAAUUUGAUGGAUUAUUGACGCAGCUCAAAAACGACUUGGCCCUGCGAAAGUACUUGUGUGGGGAGACAAAAGAGCGUGGUGAUGGCGUGACUCACGUGGACAGUUUUACAAGAGAAAACCAGUUCAUUGUGAUUCCCAAACCAAAGCCAAUGUACCUGUGGGGCUUCGUCCUUCAGCACAAAAUUCAGCAAAUCGUCAUUUUGAACGAAGAAAUUGUGGACCAGGAUAAUUUUCUACCGACAAAAAACAAUCCCAUAGAAUUUGCAAACGUUGAUUUCCAUUUACUCUCCGAGGACGAUUCUGACCAUAUGAAAUAUCUAUGUGUAAAAAUUAGUGAUUCCUCUGUGGCAAAAUACGCCAUGCCAACAAAAUACAUCAAUAUGGUAAUUCUGAAAGGAUGGAAAGAUGUUCACGCACUUCCCUUGCCUUCUGACCUAAUCAGCUUUUGGGAAAACAGCGAGAAACAACGCAAAGGUCCUUGGCAGACUCUCCUCAUUUGCAAGGAUGGAGCAACUUUUUGUGGUUUUUACUUGGCGAUUGGCUAUUUGGUGGAGAAAAUUCGGAUGGAGCAACUCGUGGACGUGGAAUGGGCCAUUCGAAAAUUGCACCAGCAAAAUAUUAACUUUUAUUUGCAAAAGAAAAAUUAUAGAUACCUACUUGAUGCCGCCUUAUAUUACUUGAUGUGCCACAGCAAUUAUGCAAAUUUUAAAUAGACUUUUCUGUUUUAUCGUUCUUGUUUUUAAUUUUAGUCGCAAAAUCCAUGUAUUUUACAGUGGAAAUUUCUAUUUAUCCUAGAAUUAAUUCUCUGGAUUUGAUUAAAAAUUUCUU